This is a messenger RNA of Aspergillus pseudotamarii, 1143 nucleotides long. RefSeq lists its product as uncharacterized. The record is from RefSeq and is a predicted model, not a curated record. NCBI's taxonomy places the organism in Eukaryota, Fungi, Ascomycota, Eurotiomycetes, Eurotiales, Aspergillaceae. The transcript has a single exon. Bases 1 to 1143 code for a protein of 380 amino acids.
AUGAGCAAUCAAACCAUGAACAAGAAGUCCUGGGAGUCUCUUUCUUCGACAUUCUCUGGCCUCGAAAUCUCUCUCUCUCAGGACAGCUGUUAUGCAUCUGAUGAAGUUUCAGUCACAUCGACUAACCCGACCACCGUCAAUUCGUCAGUGGUCUCGUCUGUAACACCAACUACGGCUACGGCAGAUCGUCCGUACUUGAAGCCGAUCUUAAAGAGACGGUAUGCCGAAAUCGAGGGAGACGAAGAAUCUGAGUCCGGCUAUGCAUCGGGUACUUCUGAACAAGAGUUUGAGUUUUUAUCAGAAGAUGAUUCCGACUCCGAUUCUGAUUCGGAUUCCGAUGACGAUGAAGUGUACUACGUCACAUGCUGGGAAGAUGAAUCGGACUCCAUGUCCGAAUAUAGCGAAGAUGAUGACAAUGACUAUGAUUACGACAACGACUCAGCCGAUGGCUCCUUUAUUUCAUUCGGGUCAAACAAUGUUAGGUUUGACACCAACCUGCGCUAUAUUGAAGCGCCAGAGCUCCAAGAAGAAGACUCACCCUGUACGGAAUUGACCUGCCAUGAGCUUAUGGAGAUGGCAAGGGCAUCUGGCAGCCUCCAUUUACAGGAGGGAAACGAUGUCGAUGUCGAUGACGAUUUCGAUGACGCCGAACAUGGCGGUAUCAGUGACUCCAUCAAGCAGUUGCCUGAAGAACAUACCAGUGAUGUCAUAGAUCUAGACAAGCAGCUUUUCAUCGCUUAUAUGAAUGGCAUCAAUGGGAUCGCUGAUCCCGGCUACAAAUCGCGUCUGCACGCGCGGGUUGGCGACAUCAAGAUGGGCCGUGUUACAUCGCCGUACUUGGAGGCAGAUAUUGCCGAUAGGGUUUAUCUCGAUCAUGCCCUCGACCAUGUGAUUGGAACAUUUCCCAACCUCGUUGCCAAGCAGGAGUUUGAUGAACUUUUAAGCCUCAGCGAAGAAAAGGGAGCUUUGGAACGGGCGACUAAGACCCGUGAGAGUCUUAACCUGAGCUUAUUGAAGAAGAUUGAGGGCCUUCUCUCCGAAAGAUUGGCCUGUGAUGUCAAGAUCGGACAUGAUGAGCUGAGCUUUUUUGCUGGCGGGGUCGCCUAUGCCCUUGAAAACUGGAAACCCUAUAUGGUCCAUUGA